AUGGUGGAUUACUAUGAAGUUCUAGGAGUACAGAGAUAUGCUUCACCUGAGGACAUUAAAAAGGCUUAUCACAAAGUGGCACUUAAAUGGCACCCUGAUAAAAAUCCAGAAAAUAAAGAAGAAGCAGAGAGAAGAUUUAAAGAAGUAGCUGAAGCAUACGAAGUGUUAUCAAAUGAUGAAAAACGGGACAUUUAUGAUAAAUAUGGCAAAGAAGGAUUAAAUGAUGGAGGGGGAAGUCAUUUUGGCGAUCCUUGUGAGAAUGGCUUCAGAUUCCGUAAGCCAGAUGAUGUCUUUAAAGAAGUUAUUGGUCUAAGGGACCCAUUUUCUUUUGACUGCUUUGAAGAGUCACUUGAGAACCUCUUAAAUAGUCAAAGACGCCACUUUGGAAACAUAAGCAGAGGUGUAGACCCCCUUUUCUCUACCUUCAGCAAAUAUCCAGCUUUUGAGAGCAGAUGUCCUUCCCAUGACAGAGGAUAUGUAUCACAUGGUUCACUGGGACGUGAAGGCCUUACCUCAUUCUCUGCCAGGGCAUUUGAUGAUCGUGGGAUGGUCAACUACAUAUCUGUUACAACUCCACGUGAAAUAAUUAACGGGCAAAAUAGCAAUACAAAGAAAAUAAUUGAGAAUGAUCACGAAAGAGAAGAAGUUGAAGAUAAUGGUGAGGUGAAGUGCUUCCUGAUAAAUGGUAUGGCAGAUGAAGAGGGCCUUGCAGAAGGAUGCAGCUGGAGAAGACAGUCAUUCAACAACUACUCAAGCAGUCCCAAACAUGUACCUCAAGAUACUUUUGUGGACAAUGAUGAGCAAGGUAUACCUUGGGUCACCAGCAGCUGGGAUCCCUCUGUUUUCGCAGCAGGAUUCAAAGAAGGUAGUAAGAGAAAAAAAAAGAAGCAUAAAGAAGUGAAGAAGAAGAAGAAGAAGUCAACCAAAAGCAAAAGCUAA
Molecule: messenger RNA, 939 nt
Organism: Orycteropus afer afer
Lineage: Eukaryota; Metazoa; Chordata; Mammalia; Tubulidentata; Orycteropodidae
Gene: DNAJB7
Product: DnaJ heat shock protein family (Hsp40) member B7
Exons: 1
Coding region: 1-939 (312 amino acids)
Biological process (GO): positive regulation of proteasomal ubiquitin-dependent protein catabolic process; protein refolding
Cellular component (GO): endoplasmic reticulum membrane; cytosol
Molecular function (GO): ATPase activator activity; Hsp70 protein binding
Source: RefSeq, a predicted model, not a curated record